GUAGAGAAAUACUAAAAAGGGCUUAAUCCUUUACAAUAUUGUAUAGGUACUACUUAUUACCUACUAAUCUUGACUUGUUAGCAUCCUGUGAUAACAACUUAUUGCUGUAACUAUAACUCCAAUUUUAAAAAUAUGAAUCCUAAAAGCAAGGAAGCUAGAACGCGAGAUGAUAAGCCUUUUGAAGGGAUGAUGAUCGCCGAUGCAGCAGCUCUUGCGGCUUUGGAAGGACGUAGUCCUUGUACAAAAUGCGGAAAGUCUCGCAUGUAUUUUUGUUAUACUUGCUAUGUUCCUGUGGAUCAAAUUAAGGAUCAUAUACCUCAAUGCAGAUUACCAGUGAAGGUUGACAUUAUCAAACAUAAACAAGAGAUUGAUGGUAAAAGUACAGCAGCUCAUGCGGCAGUUCUAGCACCUCUAGAUGUGAAUAUUUAUAUUUACCCCGAAAUACCUAAAUAUGCAUCUGAUGAUCGAACAGUCUUACUCUAUCCCGGGGUGGAUGCAAGUACUGUACAGGAUUUAUUUACAGAGAAGAAAAAAUCUGUCAGUUACUCUGAACAUUUACUAGCAGAAUUACCCCCUGGUUAUAAUGUAGGGACUCUUAUGAGAAAGAAUUUAGGUAAUGAUACUACAUUUAAAAUAUAUCAUGUAAAAGAACUACCAGUAGAUCGUGUUAUAUUGAUUGACAGUACAUGGAACCAAAGUAGAGGUAUUUUUGCUGAUGAGAGACUGCAGAAAAUGCCAAAAAUUGUAUUACAAAAUAGAGCUUCUCAGUUCUGGAGACAUCAGCGAGGGAGUCCCCGUUGGUACUUAUCAACUAUAGAGGCCUUACACCAGUUGAUGUUGGAGUUACAUAUCAGUGCAUGGGGCCUUUGUACACAAUACUCAUCAGAAUUAACUUUACAAUACCCGGUACACAAUUCUGAUGAAGAUCAUGCACAGUGUAAACCCUAUAAUGGACAAUAUGAUAACUUAAUGUAUUUCUUUAAGUUUAUGUACGAAAAGCUUCAUAUUUUGUAUAAACAUGAUGAUUUAUUGGCAUAUAAGAGGCCAAUGCUAUAGAAUAAAUAUAUGUAUUAUUUAUA
Molecule: messenger RNA, 1079 nt
Organism: Plodia interpunctella (Indianmeal moth)
Lineage: Eukaryota; Metazoa; Arthropoda; Insecta; Lepidoptera; Pyralidae
Exons: 2
Coding region: 133-1056 (307 amino acids)
Biological process (GO): tRNA modification
Cellular component (GO): nucleus
Molecular function (GO): tRNA-uridine aminocarboxypropyltransferase activity
Source: RefSeq, a predicted model, not a curated record